AUGCUCGUCUCUCUCUGCCACCGAUCCGUUCACAUCGCCGAGCCGUUCGCAGUCUGCCGCGCGCUCGCCUGCACCUCUCCGCCACCGAUGGCUUGUCGCGAGAUCGCCGCUCGCCGCGCUCUCGCCGACGCCGGUUGCUCUUCGCAGGACAUCGCAGCCUCGUCGGGAUCCGUUACGCUGGAGGCGGCAGACUCCGUCGACAUGGUUCCGGACUCCGUCGACAUGGUUCCGGACUCCAUCGACAUGGUGCCGGACUCCGUCGACAUGGUUCCGGACUCCGUCGAGUCUCUGUGUUCUCGCUGCGGCACGCUCCACGUUGUUGGUGGCGUAUUAGGAAGAGAUGCUUGCUACGAAGCUCGCCGGAAUGCUCGGAGGUGUGGCCGUUGUGGCCUUCUUCACGAAGAAUAUGAUAUCCCAGUGAAGUUCCUCCAUCUAAUGGACAAGUUCGAUUGCGAGUUCUACAUUCCUGAUGUCGAUAAACUGGUUAUGAGAGGUUCAAGCAUCUACGUGACUGAUGAAGUGUUGGAGAAGGUGGAGGCACACAUCAGGAAGGUGCAAGCAAAAACCAACAACGAUGAAGAAAAAAUCAGCACAGAUGAAGAAAAAAACAGCAAGGAAGAGUAGCAAGUGCCUCGGCUAGCAAUGAAGGUUCACAAGGGAUUUGCAAUGGCAGCCUAUCUUCCCUAUCUAGUUUUUCUUUCUGAAUGUGAGGAAUCUUAAUUUUGUUGCAACCUUUUAUCUUCAUUGCUUCCUUCAAAACAGUUUGUAGUGUCACAAAGAUCCUAUUUGCUCUCCAUGGAUUGUACUCCAAAAAUGACUGCAAAAACAUGAGAGAAAGAAAUUAGAUUAUUUAAGCAGUCUUUGUUGUAAUGAGACAAGGAAUGCAUUAUCAUG
This is a messenger RNA of Sorghum bicolor (sorghum), 894 nucleotides long. RefSeq lists its product as uncharacterized. The record is from RefSeq and is a predicted model, not a curated record. The transcript has 2 exons. Lineage: Eukaryota; Viridiplantae; Streptophyta; Magnoliopsida; Poales; Poaceae. Bases 1 to 624 code for a protein of 207 amino acids.